Molecule: messenger RNA, 1773 nt
Organism: Hyphopichia burtonii NRRL Y-1933
Lineage: Eukaryota; Fungi; Ascomycota; Pichiomycetes; Serinales; Debaryomycetaceae
Exons: 1
Coding region: 19-1773 (584 amino acids)
Biological process (GO): tRNA processing
Molecular function (GO): tRNA (uracil(54)-C5)-methyltransferase activity, S-adenosyl methionine-dependent
Source: RefSeq, a predicted model, not a curated record
AACACACUGAAGCUUGAUAUGAUAGCUUCAAUACGAUCGGGGCGUUAUCGUUAUCCAAAGAACAUAUUUGCAACUCGAAGCUUUAGUAAAAGUAGUAUAGAGUUAAAACCCACUACUCCCAGUAAUAUUCCAGGAAAUAGUUCAAAAUCUGUUCUAAUCCAAGACCAAGUAGGAAAUGAGAUUAAACCUAGAAAAUAUUGGAAACAUUUUCUCAAAUCCAAGAGAGAUGAAGCCGGUGUUGCAUCAAGGGUUAGUGUUUUCUUUCAUGAAGUACAAGAGGCUCUUGAUAUUUUCAAUAGUACAAAUCAGUUAGAUUUAGCUGUAAAAGAUCUCGAAAUCCCAAGCGAUCUAGCAGAGCUGUACUCUCAACCAGGCCUGAUGAAUUCUAUUGCUCAUGAAGUUGAAGUUAUUUAUUUGACUUCUAAUGGAGAUGGCCUUUGUUUUGUUCCAAGACGGUCAUACUUAAACGAUCAAGCCCAAGCCGGUCAUACUGUUGUGAGAGUUCCAAAGGCAAUUCCAGGUGAUAUUAUAGAUGUAAAGAUAGGAAGACAUAUGGCUAUACAUUCAGAAGGUGAAUUAGUAAAAGUAUUGAAUUCGAGGUCGAGGCUCACUCGCAGAAAUGAUAGACUUAUAGUCUGCUCCAACUUUGAUCAAUGUUCGGGGUGUCAAUUACAAAUGAUGAAUAAUGAUGACCAGCUUCGCUUUAAGCAAAGCGUCAUUCAAAGAGCAUUUAAAUUUUACUAUCCAUCACUUUAUGAAGAAUUCAAAGCUAAAAGGGCUGACGGAUUUGGGAGCGUUAUGGAUUCUCCGAUGCAAUAUUCUUACAGAACCAAAAUCACUCCUCAUUUCAAACCUAGAAGAGAUGUGAAACCUUUAGAUACAAAAAUUGGUUUUAAUGACAUACAUGACCCUGUUGGUAUUGUUGACAUAGAUCAUUGUCCAAUCGCAACACCUCUGAUCAACCAAGAAUUUCCUAAAUUAAAAUCCAAAGUUCUUGAAGAGUUAGAUAGAGUACAGAUAAAUAAAAUGCUGACCAAGCAACGAAUAAAGGCUAAGAUUAGUCCUACUCUUUUUUUGCGAGACAGCAUUAGACUUGAUCAUAAAACAGGGGAUUUUGAUCAAGUCUGUAUAACAGACACAGGAAAGGUUGUUACUGAAAAGGUUGGGGACUUUGUAUUCCAAUUUGAAGCCUCUGAAUUUUUUCAAAACAACUCUUAUAUCUUACCACAAGUAAUUGAUUAUAUCAAGUAUCAUAUUCACGAAAGUAAUUUAAAUUUCAAAUAUAUAGUUGAUACAUACUGUGGUUCAGGUUUUUUUGGUAUUUCACUUUCUAAAGAGGUUCCCGAGAAAGAUGGAAAGAUAUUUGGGAUAGAAAUUUCCAAAAAGUCUAUUAAGUAUGCAGAGCAUAAUGCAAGCCUCAACGGCCUAAAGCUUCCAGAAAAAGCUGAAUUCAUUGCUGGAAACUCCGAAGAUUUGUUCUCAAAUCAAGUGUUUGCUGAUUCACAAGUGACAGGUGACAAAUCUAUCUUGAUAAUGGAUCCUUCCCGUAAAGGAUCAAAUGAAAGUUUUUUAAAACAACUUCUUAAAUUUAAACCCAUGAUGGUUGUGUAUAUCAGUUGUAACCCUUUCACUCAGGCAAGAGAUUUACAAAUGUUAAAUUUAUUGCAACAAGAUGGGUCUGUACAAUAUGAAAUUCAAGAUGUUGUAGGAUUUGACUUCUUCCCACAAACAAAGCAUGUCGAGUCUGUCGCUAUAUUAAAAAGAAUUAUAUAA